Ilex paraguariensis (yerba mate) is the source of this 504-nucleotide messenger RNA. The record is from the annotation of a GenBank genome assembly. NCBI's taxonomy places the organism in Eukaryota, Viridiplantae, Streptophyta, Magnoliopsida, Aquifoliales, Aquifoliaceae.
UAUGACUUGUGAUCGUUAUAGGUUUAGUCAUUUAUUUCCUAAAUGUUCCAAAGCCACUAUUACCACGGCUAAUGAUGUAUCAUCUUCGGUUAUUAGAGUUGGUACAAUUCCAUUAUCUUCCACGUUAGAAAUUGAAGAUCUCUUAAUUGUGUCAUCGUUAAAUUGUAAUAUUCUCUCUAUGAAUCAAUUAGUCAAAUCUCAUAAUUGUGUUGCUCUAUUUUUUCCUACUCACUGUGUCUUUCAGAACAUCCAUACUCGGGAGAAGAUUGACAGUGGUAGACAAAUGGGAGGAUUGUACUAUCUUGAAGAUGGAUUCCAACAUUAAGAUAAAAAGGAGCAAGCUCUUGUGAUAAAUGAAGAUUCAGUGAAUAAGAAAAAUGAGGAAAUUUGGCUAUGGCAUAGGAGAUUGAGACAUCCUUCCUUUGGCUAUCUUAGGAGAUUAUUUUUAUCCUUGUUUCAUUGAUGUAAUCUUUUAGACUUUGUUUGCGAAACUUGUCUGAAGGC